GAGCAUAGAACAGUUGAAGGCACACAUCCUUUUACCCGGUGUUGUGGAAUUCAAGAGUAGAUUUAAAGUCCGAGGGGAAAGAUUUAAUAAGAGUCUGAGGGGCCGCAUUUCCACACCAGAGUGAUACUGUGUGGAACGAGCGGAAGUGGUUGACACAAGUACAUUUUGAAAGUCAUUUGGACAGGGAUCGGAAAGAUGCAGUUUUACAGGAACCUCGUGUUCGCGAUAGGCGCGACAAUCUUGCUUUUCGGGAUCAGCGAGGCAAAGAUAGCGAUCAUUCCCAGGGGUUCAACUCUCAAACUCCAGUGCGAGAACAAUGCGAGUGUAAUAAUCCGUCACCACGGAGGUGUCGAUGAAAAAACCUCCUACUCCUCACGAACAAUACAGACUGAUGCGGACACAGCACCAUACGGCUGCUACGGUUCCACAGAUUUUACCUACGUCUUCAUCAGAGCUUGUCGGAAUUGUGUGGAAGUUGAUUCAGGGACCAUGGCGGGGCUUGUGAUUGGAGAUCUUGUCGCCACACUUCUCAUCGCUGUGGCUGUUUAUUGUGUCGCCACCCCGCCCAAAGUCAAGAUUCAUCGAGCUUUUGAUCGACAGGCGCUAAUCCCGAAUGAUGCCACUGAAGCACUUUACUCAGGAAUCAAACAAGGCGACAGACAGGAAUACAGCAAACUGAAGGUUAAGAGCAAGGAAUAAGUUCAUUGCUGUUUCAUUAAAAAGACGAUUCUUCGAUCUGUUCCUUACUGCAAUUUCAAAGUUUAAUAGCAUGUUUUUAAACAAUUAGGAUCCUGAUUCCUGGCGAGAUAGUGUUUAGGAGCAGAUGUUAGCGGAUUUAAUAAAACGAGAAAAUGCUGGAAGUACUCAGAAGGUGUGGCAGCAAGUUCGGAGAGUAAAGGGCCUGUCCCACUUGGGAGUCAUUUGCGCGACAUUUACACGACAGGUCGGUAGCGACUGUCACGCGAAAAUCGUCCAGCAGGACGACAGUCAUAGAAACAUAGAAACAUAGAAAAUAGGUGCAGGAGUAGGCCAUUCGGCCCUUCGAGCCUGCACCGCCAUUCAAUAUGAUCAUGGCUAAUCAUCCAACUCAGUAUCCCACCCCUGCCUUCACUCCAUACCACCUGAUCCCUUUAGCCACAAGGGCCACAUCUAACUCCCUCUGAAAUAUAGCCAAUGACCGUCAUGCGGCAAGUGCUCUCGAGGGCCCUGCUUCUUUUGGGAGCCAUUUGUGAUGUCGUUGGUAUUUAGUCCGAUCUCCGUGGCAAGGAUUUUCCCAGUGAAAAAAUAUCAAAACUAUGCGUGCUUUAUAACCGGGUGGUCACGUGGUGCGGCGCGCAAAUGACGCGCCGACGGCAUUUGGGUGGCGCAUAGUUACGGACGUUGGCGCACGGUGAUGCAUAAUAAAUUAGCAUAGGCAAUGUUCGUGCGUCACCGUGCAUAACCAUGCGUCACCACGCACCACAUGCGCGCCGUCAGUGCGUCAACGUGCACAAGAGAUACGUCACGCAGGUGGCGCGCAAAGAUUUUGAGCACUACAAAAUCCUGGGGUGCCGCGCAUUACCGCGCUUCACUGCACACGCUACCAUGCUUCACCAUGCACCAUGCACCAUGCACCAUGCACCAUGCACCAUGCACCAUGCACCAUGCACCAUGCACCAUGCACCAUGCGCCAUGCACCAUGCGCCAUGCACCAUGCACCAUGCACCAUGCACCAUGCACCAUGCACCAUGCGCCAUGCACCAUGCACCAUGCACCAUGCACCAUGCACCAUGCACCAUGCACCAUGCACCAUGCACCAUGCACCAUGC
Molecule: messenger RNA, 1808 nt
Organism: Leucoraja erinaceus (little skate)
Lineage: Eukaryota; Metazoa; Chordata; Chondrichthyes; Rajiformes; Rajidae
Product: T-cell surface glycoprotein CD3 delta chain-like
Exons: 7
Coding region: 196-699 (167 amino acids)
Biological process (GO): cell surface receptor signaling pathway; positive thymic T cell selection
Cellular component (GO): external side of plasma membrane; alpha-beta T cell receptor complex
Molecular function (GO): transmembrane signaling receptor activity
Source: RefSeq, a predicted model, not a curated record